Molecule: messenger RNA, 1564 nt
Organism: Tupaia belangeri chinensis (Chinese tree shrew)
Lineage: Eukaryota; Metazoa; Chordata; Mammalia; Scandentia; Tupaiidae
Gene: TMEM150B
Product: transmembrane protein 150B
Exons: 6
Coding region: 286-1014 (242 amino acids)
Cellular component (GO): plasma membrane
Source: RefSeq, a predicted model, not a curated record
CUCAGCGGGUGGGGGCCGCCCCGCCCUGCCAGCCUGGAGAGGUGGGGCAGGUGGGGCAGGUGGGGCAGGUGCGGAGGGCCGGGGGCCUGCAGAUAGGAACUUGCCCAGGCUCCCCGCCCACUGCCUGUGCCCGGGGCACCACACAGCACCUGGACCCUCCCCAGGGCGGGCUCUUCACCUGUGAGACUAGAGAGGCCGUGGAGAGUCGGAGACAGAGACGGAGACAGAGACACGCGGCAGACAGAGAGGUUCCAGUCUCAGUCCGUCUCCCCUGCGGAGCCCACCAUGUGGGGCUACCUGACCCUCCUGCCCAUCUGCCUGGCCCUGGGGGCCACUGCCGGAGUCUGGACCGUGUUUGCGCUCGCUGUGGUCAACAGGCCCCUGAACCUCACGGCAGGCUUCCCCUACAUCAGUCACUGCGGGAACGACCCCCCUGAGAGCUGCGUCUUCAGCCUGGUGCUCAACAUGGGAGCUGCUGCUGCUGCCUGGAUCUGCACCAUCCGUCACCACCAGCUCCGGGACUGGGGCGUCGCUCGGCGGCCCAACCAGGCCAUUCUGUGUGCUGGCCUCCUCUGUGCCCUGGGCACCUCCAUGGUGGGCAACUUCCAGGAGAAGAACCAGCAGCCCACACACCUGACGGGGGCCUUCCUGGCCUUCUGCAUGGGCAACCUCUACUUCUGGCUGCAGCUCCUAGUCCUCUGGCGGAUGAAGAGCCCGCCGCAGCCCGGGGCACCCUGGAUCGGGCCGCUGCGCCUGGGCCUCUGCAGCCUCUGCACCGUCCUGAUCGUAGCCAUGGUGGUUCUGCACAGGCGGCUGCUGCGCUCGGCCUCUGCGGCCUGCGAGUGGGCAGUGGCCCUGCUGCUGUUCGCGCUCUUCGGGCUCCUGGCGGUGGACUUCUCCAGACUGGACGGCCGCAGUCUGACCCUCCGGCCCCGGCCUGGGCCCGGGGCCAGCCGCGGCACCCCGCCGGCCUCGCCCACCUCCCUGCAGGUCCAGCUGCAGCAGGCACUCUGACCCGGCACCCUCGCCAGUGGAGACAGAACGAGUUGCACCUGGGCCCCCACCUUCUGGGAUGGAUGCUGGGGAGCCCUGACAGCUGGGGGUGACUGCCGACACGCCGUCCUGCAGCCUCGUGGCCGUGGGCGCUCCCAGUGCUGGCCGGGGUGGCAGCCCCAUGGCCUGUCCCUGUGGUCGCAGCUGCGUCUGCACUCGGGCACCAGGAAGCGAGAGGCCGAGGCCAGCAGCUGUCCCUGAUCGAGGCGAUUUAUUAUCAUCAUCGUUUUGUUUUGUUUUUUGCCGCCGGCGGAAUCAGAGACACAGACGCAGGCAGGGUCACGCGAGGCCAGAAUCCCUUCCGGAGAGCAAAUCCGUACAGAAGGCAUCGGGGACGGGGAGGACCAGGAAGAAGGGACCCGGGCAGGGGGGUUGGGGACGACAUGGGACAGAGGACCCUGUCCGGAUCUGCUAAGCCACCCCGACCAGCUCCCGUCCCUCCCCCACCCCACCCCGCAGAGAGAUUGAUCAAUAUAUAAAAUAAUAAAUUAAUCAAUAAAUAAAAUAGAAA